AUGAGUGAUGCGGAGGACACAAGCAUCAUAAAAUUCGAGCAGGCAAAGAGCGGGCGCAGCACAUGCCGUGCCACUGGGGAGCUCAUCGGUCAGGGGGAGUGGCGAGUGGGCUUUGACACUUUCAUCUCGGGGCGUGUGGCAACUGCCUGGAUGAAGCCGCUGCCAUUCCUGCGAGACUGCUGCCGCCUGGAGUACUGCCUCAACCCCGGCAGCCAAGGCGCCUGCAAGGCCACGCGCCGCAAGUUUGAGAAGGGCGAGGUGCGGUUUGUGUGCACGGCGGGCGACCCGCAGAAGAAGAUCUAUCUCAGCGUGGCAGCGGCGGGCGAUGAGCUGGCGCCGGUGCUGCAGCAUGUGGGGCGCCGCGCCUUCAGCCCCACCCAGGUGGGCGGGCUGGAGGACCUGGCGGCAGAGGACCGGCGGCGUUUUUGCCAGGCGUUUGGUGUGGCCAGCGCCGAGGCAGCCAAGUUUGACAAGCGUCACCCGGCGCCGGAGCGGCCGCUGCUGGACAAGCCUGCAGCGGCGGCCAAGGCAUCGGUUGAUCGACCAGCCAAGCGGGCCCGCGGCGCAGCGGCUGCGGCAGGCAGCGCAGUAGAGGCGGAGGAGGCGGGGCAGGAGGGCGCGGGCAGCGAUGGCGCAACUGGGCUGGCGGCGGAGGAGCAGGGCCUCACAGAGUACGAGCAGCAGCGGCUGGAGCAUAUCAAGCGCAACCGCGAGCGCAUGAUGGCCCUGAACCUGCCGGCCCUGGCAUCAGAGCUGGUGCCGCCGCCCAAGGCGCACGCACCUACUGCCAAGCACAAAGGCGUGUCCCGCAAGCGGCUGAGCGAGGUGCUGCCGCGGCGGGAGUCUUCCCGCCUGCGCGGCAUCGCCGCCGACGGCAGCCAGGUCCACUCCGAGCGGCAGGGCGAGGUUGUGGUGGUGGCCGGUGAGGUGAUCCGCCGCUACGCCCCGGGCGGCGGCAUGGAGGAGGAGCGCGAGCCUCAGGAGCGGCACCCGCACGGGGAGCUCGUUUUCGAGAGCAGCAACUGCGGGCGCGACACAGACGAGGCCUUCAUUCAGCUGCUGGCCCAUGCCGCCGCCAGCGCCAACAGCGGCAGUGGCGGCAGCGGCGGCGGCGCCAAGGGCAAGGGCAAGGGCAAGGGUGGCACCCCUGCCAAGCCGAUGGGGGUUGCUGACAUGGCGAGGCUGAGCCUGGCGGCCGAUGAUGUGGCCAAGGUGACCAAGGAUGCCACCACCCACCUGGCCUGGCACCCCACCACAGACACGCUGAUUGUCGCCUGCGCGGACAAGAAGGGACAUGUGGGCCUGUGGCACGUGAGCGAGGGCAGCUACGAGCUGCCGCCCUCUGCCCGCCGCUCGCAGCCCAUCCUGCGGCACGCGCCCAAGCAGGAGCAGCAGGAAGAGGAGCAGCAGGAGCAGGCAGAGGGCAGCGCAGACGCCAAGCCAGCCGCCACGGGCGCGGCGACCGUGUCGCUUGACGCCGCCGGCAGCGCGGCCGCUGGGCCUGCCGCCGCCGGCGGCGAGCCCAGCAGCGCCAGCGCCAGCGAGGCGUUCGACGGGGUGGUGAGUCUGCAGGCGCAGCACUACCAGUACAUCUGCGGCCUGCGGUGGGCGGGCGGCAGCGGGCGGGGCGCCGCCCUCUUCACCGCCUCCUACGACGGUUCGCUGCGCAGGCUGGAUGUGCAGCGGGGCGUGUCGGAUCUGGUUGUAUCUUCUGAGGAAGACGAGUACAGCUGCAUGGAUGUGACGGGAGACGGCUGGACCGCACUGCUGGGAGACAACGAGGGCGCCCUGCGCCUGGUGGACGUGCGGGCGGGGCGAGUGCAGGGGCGCCCGCUGACGGUGCACCGCAAGAAGAUCAACACUGUCCACCUGGAGCCCACGCAGGAGCAGGUGUGCGCCACCUCCUCCACGGACACAUCCAUCCAGCUGUGGGACAUGCGCAAGCUGGCCCCCGGCAAGCCGCUGGCGGCGGCGGGCCACGCCCAGGGCUGCCAGGCCGCCAUGUUUGCGCCCGACGGCUCCCGCCGCCUCGUGUCCACCUCUUUCGACAACACUCUGAGGAUCUGGGAUGGCGCCUCGGGCCUGGCACCGCUGCGCACCAUCAAGCACGACAACAACACGGGGCGCUGGGUGCUGCCCUUCCGCGCGGUGUGGAACGCGGCGGGCGACGGCGUGAUUGUGGGCAACAUGAAGCGCUUUGUUGACGUGUUUGAUGCCAGCAGCGGGGCCAUGGCGGCUCAGCUGCACAGCGAGCACAUGACAGCCAUUGCCAGCCGCAACGCCGUGCACCCCGCGCUGCCCGUGCUGGCCUGCGCCACCAACAGCGGCCGCAUCCACGUGUACCGCUAG
This is a messenger RNA of Chlorella variabilis, 2349 nucleotides long. RefSeq lists its product as hypothetical. The transcript is spliced from 19 exons. NCBI's taxonomy places the organism in Eukaryota, Viridiplantae, Chlorophyta, Trebouxiophyceae, Chlorellales, Chlorellaceae. Gene Ontology annotation, molecular function: protein binding; DNA binding. The record is from RefSeq and is a predicted model, not a curated record. Gene Ontology annotation, biological process: regulation of DNA damage checkpoint. The coding region runs from base 1 to 2349 and encodes 782 amino acids. Gene Ontology annotation, cellular component: nucleus.